Messenger RNA from Ostreococcus lucimarinus CCE9901, 5613 nucleotides. RefSeq lists its product with no specific name. Gene Ontology annotation, biological process: tRNA methylation. Gene Ontology annotation, cellular component: cytosol. NCBI's taxonomy places the organism in Eukaryota, Viridiplantae, Chlorophyta, Mamiellophyceae, Mamiellales, Bathycoccaceae. The record is from RefSeq and is a predicted model, not a curated record. The coding region runs from base 1 to 5613 and encodes 1870 amino acids. The transcript has 4 exons.
AUGCGGGAAGCAGGCGCGGACGCGGAUGCGCGAGCGAUCGCGGGCGAAGCCGUCGGCGCGCUCUUCGAGCCGACGCUUCGACGCGCGCGCCGAUUGAUGCAAAGCGAACUGGGAAAGUGGUCGUCGGAACAUCUCGCGCUCGCGUUGGACAUUUUCAUGGGGAUCGUCAACGACGAGGCGAUGGUCGCGGCCGGGCGGAGCAAGACGUCGAGCGAGGCGCUCGGCGCGCUCGGCGCGCUCGCGAGUUGUUUCGCGACUAAGCCGAGCGGCGCGUUCGAGCGCGCCGUCGUAGACGCGAUUCCGAGGCGUGCACUCGCUGUAGCACUCGCACGUGGAUUUGAAUUAGCGGUCGUCGAGGCUCGGGCGGGUGUGCGAGCGUCGCCGAACGAUGUGGAAGUGUUAGCGGAGAGCGCGGCGUUGGCGUACGCGAUGACGACGUCGCAGGGGCGAGAAGAUGCGACGACGCUGGAGCCCGUGUUGCGGGCGCUGUACGCGUUUUUGACGCUUGACAGUGCACCGUCGAGAGACGCGACGUUCACGGCGGGUGUGACGCUCGCGAGGGCGUGUUGCGACGACAAUCGUCCUGAGACGUCGCUCGAGGCAUUGGAGGCGACGUUUUUUGCCGGAGCGCGCGGUGCUUGCGAUGGCAGCGCGCUCUUGCGCGCCGCGACCCGAGUGGCUAGUGCAGACGAAACGAUGCGAGCGUCAUCUUUCGGUGCGCUUGCUGUGCUUCGUGGAUUUAUCAUCACGGCUGACGACGCAGCCCUCGCACGUCGGCGAGACGGUGACGCGAUAUUUCACGACGUGCUGCCGGCCAUUUGCGAGUUUAUCGAGCACGGCGAUGAUGUUCAUCAUAGAUUUCACGCUGUUACGUGUUUGAAAGUAGCUUUAGAAAAGAUGAAGUCGGCCGCGUCGAUGGGUGCGUUGAAAACGUUUCCAAGAGACGCGUUUGAUCGCAUCGCGUUUGUCAUCGCGUCGCGAUGGGAAGACACUUUCGGGCACACCGUGCGAGAAAUCCAGACGUGCUUUGGGUUGUUGCUCGAUAUCAUCGUCGAUUCAUUUGAGGCGCAGUACGAUGAUUAUGUCGAUCGCGUUAUCUCGCGAGCGUUGCGACGGCCAGCAGAGCAGAAGAGCAAGUACCUCGCCCUGCGCGUACUCAUUACCAAGUUUGGCGCUACACGCAUUCUUACGGCGGAUUUGGAUUUACUCUCAAAAACGCUCGACGCCAUGCGAGAGGCGUCGAUUGCACCCGCGGCAUCCAGUAUGCUCGCCGACUUGUCGAGUGCGUACAUGAGCGAACUCAAAUCCAUUUCAAAGUGGCGCGAGUGGUGGCUUCCGUGUGUGACACGUUGCGUGUCCGCGGAAUCCAAGGCACGCGCGCCGAUCGUGACUUAUGUCCUGCCGCUCUUUUUUAAACAGGACGGCGAAUCCGUCAUCGAGUUUACGAAGCAUCUCUCGAAUGAAGCUAAACGAGACUAUCGGAACGACAAUCUCAUCGCCGCCGUCGUUUCCGUGCUCAAAGUGGCUCGUAAUUUACAAAUGGUUGAUCCCAGUCGCAUCACCGUCGUUCGGGCGGCGGCUAACGGAGACGCCUCGACGCCUUCAUAUGAGGUUGACCAAAUCGUUAUCGACCACGCCAUGGCGAGCGUGGACAAAACCGCGCGUCUCGAUGUGCUCGAAUGGCUUUGCCUGGAAGGGCGACGCGGCUCGGCCACACUUCCAGGGUCAUACGAACUCAAGUUAUUGAAGCGCAUGGUUUCCGCCAAUCUCAGAGGAGAAUCGGUUUCCUUUCGGAGCGCCAUCGUGACGCUUGUGUCUAAAGUCUUCGUGCGUAUGUGGACUGGUGUCAAUCAAAUCGGACAAAAAGUCCGACGUCGCGGAGAAGCUGCGAUUAAGAAGGGCAUCGUCACAAACCGAGCAAAGGAUGAUCCUUUGAAGUCGGAUAUCGAGCGCGCGACAGAGGUGCAUGCGUUCGUCGCGGAGAUCGUAUGCGUGUUGAUUGCAAACGUGUAUCCAGGCGCGCCAUUCGAGCGACGUUGCACCGCACUGGAGCUAUUAAACGUGAUUGCGGAUACGUGGAAGACUGCUGAUGAUUUUGAACUUACUGAGAAACACGGAACGGUCGAACAUGGCCACGACGUCAUCAUCGCGCGACGGUUGCUGACUUCGCCGUACGACGCAUACAUGAGGGAUGAAGCGUUUACGAAUCUAUUGCUCGGAGCUCUCGUGGACAGCUGGGAGAAAUUGCGAAUGACUGCGUUUGAUUUAUUGCGAAGGCAUCCGGCACCGCUGGCGGGUAUCGAGACUCCAGAAAUACUUGCAAAACGGCUCGAGUGGGCUUUGCAGCUUUUACGAUCGCCUCGCGUUCGUGAAAGUGGUGCGGCGGCGCUGUUGAUUCGUUUACUCAUUCGUAAAUACGGUUUCGACUUGAACUGGCGUAUCCACCUUGGUCCAGUUACUCAGGUCGUCGAACACGCGAGAGACGCCGCAGACGUGGCGAAAUCAGGAGCUACUAUCCAGGUCAUGGAAUCGCUGUGCGACUUACUCGAACAAGAUAUUGCGCUCGCGGAACGAGACGUCAUGAAAGCGAGUCAACGCUCACUUGCACAUGGUGCCGUUCUUUUGACGAGAUUUGCACUUUGUGAGAUUGAUUUGAAUGGCAAAUUCGACGAGUCGACUCAGAAGCGAAUACAGGACUCCGCGAGUCGUUUAAUGGCGCUCGCGGGACGCGCCACAGAUUUGGCUUUGGACUUCAUUAGUCAGCCUGAUGCCUUGGGUGCGACGGCGGAGGAGGUCAAAACUCUACAACACGACGAUCUCAUGGACGACGCCGAGGAUGUUGACGACGACGCAUCACUCGAUCUCGCGCCCAAGGCUCAAAUCAUCACGACAGCGUGCUGGCUGACGGUGAAGGAAACGAGCCUACUCACGGGUGAAAUCAUAGCUUCGUCCACGGAUGUAUUUUCGUUCGAUGCGAUCAAAUCGACGGGCGAGCGCUUGAUGAAAGUGUUGUUCGCCGUAAAACACACCGGUGCUCUCGAGAAAACACGCAUCGGUAUGACUGCAGUUUGUUCACGCUUGAUGCGAUCGGACGACGCUGCUAUGAAAGCGUUACCGCAGCGUUGGCUUGAAGACCUUCUUGAUCAACUCAAUCGCCCUGGUCAAGGCAUUCGUGAUCGCGUUCGACGUUCGGCGGGCUUACCGUACGCGUUCAUGUCCAUCCUUCUCGCCGAACCAAAAGGACAACCGAGACUGGCGCUUGACGGCGCGCUCCCUCGCUUGCUCGAUAUUGCAUCUGGUGUUGUGAGCUCGGACAUUCCCCGAGUGCAUGCCUUCAACGUUAUUCGUGUCAUUUUCGCCGAUCGAGAUUUGACGAUGGACACCACACCGUACGCCGCGCGAGGUGUGCAGGUGUGCAUCGACGCUUUCUCUUCGCCAACUUGGGAGAUUCAAAACGCCGCGACACUGGCUUUUGCGUCGCUCUUGACCAAAGUGUGUGGUUACAUGAACACCGUGACGCGCGCGCGCCAUUUCACCGCUGACGGUCGUCACGAGGUGAAAUUCGUCGAGUUUUUCCAAAGGUUCCCAACACUCAUGACGUAUUUGGGCGCCGAACUCGAAAAGGCAACGAGCCUGUCGUGUUUGGAGACGUCACUCGACGUCCAUCCGAGCUUGUAUCCAAUACUAGCUCUACUCUCUCGAUUGAGACCGAGCUUGGACAAAGACAAGAGCGCGUACACCGAUGGUAAAUGUGGCGACGACUUCUUCGUUCCGCUCGUGCGAUGCAUGUCGGGUAGAUAUCUCGCCGUGCGCACCGCCGCGGCGCGCGCUAUGGUGCCCAUUCUACCGUCCACGCGUUUGUGCGAGUACAUCGACAAGAUAUUCACCUUCGAGCUCGUCGAUAAAGUAAACCUCAACGCCAUUCACGGAGCGUUGCUGUGUUUCCUCGAAGUCAUCAACGAAGUCCGACGGUCAGCGUUCUCUGAUGACGUGUGCUGGGCGGCAUUCUCCGCCGACGCGUCCCGGCGCUUAGUCGCAUUCGCCGAGUGUGCCGUCGGAGCGCCGUGUCCGAUGAUUUCUGCGACAUGGCUGAGAUGUGCUGAAGCCAUUGUCGCGAUUGAAAACUCAAAGCGCAAGUGCGCGCGCUCAAAUUGCGCGUGCCGAACAACGGGGGAUGAAAACGCGAUCGGUGAAAUGUUGCGAAUGAUUUGGCAGUGUGCCGCACCAGUACUAUCGGCAAACGCGGAAGGUCAUCCAGGGGCAUCUGAGUGGCAUAGAACAGCGGCAGGAGCGCGAGUACGACUCACAUUAGGAUUCGAUUCUUGGCUCGUGCCGCUGAAUGAUGGCCUUUGCGCGAAUUUGGACACGGGCGACGCCUUGACGGCGUUGCUCGAUACUAUCAGUCAAGACUUGCCGUAUGAAUACCGCGCUGAGGCGUACAAAACCAUGUUCAAAACACCCAUUACGAAAGAUACGAAAGUUUUGAGCGAUAAGUUGCGUCAUUUCGCCGCGGAAAAUCUCGCGACAGAGUCGCGACACACGUGCGCACGUCGCGCGCUUCAGUGCAUCGAUUUGUGGACGGCAAGCAGCGAUGCGAAUGUCUCGUCGACCGUUUUUACCGCCGUCGAAAGCAUUACAUUUUCGAGCAUAAACGAGCGCGUGCGAUCGGAAGGCAUGCGAUGUCUUGCGGUGCUGUACAAGCGUCGCAUUGCCCAACAAAACGGUUCGUUGAAUAUUGACGAUUUCAAGUCGUUGGACAAGUUUACGCGUGCUUUGUCCAUUGGAUCUGCACCUGCGCAGUCCGCGGAGACUCGUCGCGCCGCUGUCGACGCACUCGCUCGAGGGGAUCUGUUGCUAUACCUCAAUCUUGAGAACGUUAAACGACAGGAGUCGAGUCACGACUUUCCGGCACAAGUGGCGUUGUCGACAUGGAAAUGCGCGUUGACGCUCGUCGAAGACGAGGAUGUUGAAAUCCGCGCGAAGGCAUCCAUCGCCAUCUCUCGCGCAGUGGCCCCGACGGUACCUAGCGCUCAUAGUGAAGAAAGUCUUUGCGACGCUUUCGCACACAUGCACUCCAACUUUGCCGGCCUCAGAGAAUUCGAUGAUUACUGCGUCCAACUCGCUCGCGGUUUGGCGCACGACGAGGCUAGCUUUGCGAGUGUCAUUUCCAACGCCACGAGUGUUCGUCGGCUCUUCGAUAAGGAAGCAGAUAAUAUACACGCCGAACCUCUGUUGUUGGCGCAGAUCGCUGCGACUCACGCUUCGCAGACGCUCGAUGUUGAACGCGCGAGGGAGGGUCUCAGAGACGUCACCGAGCGAAUCGAAUGCAUGUUGCGCGCGCUGCGAGCGUCUCCCGAAGACGUGUGGGUGGGCGGCAUCGCGGGGCACGAGGCCUGUUUCUUACCAAUCAGCAACGCGAUUCUCGGUGCGAGCGUGUUUGCAAAAGCGCUUGAGCGCCAAAACCUUCCCAGUGGUGAAUCGUUCCGCGAGACGAUGCGCUCGGCGAGCGCGGCGAUACCUCAGCUGCGAUUAUUCGUAAACGGCGGACUCGACAUGUACGACCACGUGUAUCUCAUGAAGCAUCGCUUGUGGCACCUCGGCGCAAUCUCCUAA